GCUUUUCAGCAUUCAGGUCUUUAAUAUGAGUUGUAUCCCCAGACGCUGACCAGGGACUGUUUCUCUCAAACGCUUGCCAUUAAGAGGGCAGCUAUUAGCAUCGCUGAUGUUAACCAUUUCACUAAGCCUUGUGCUUUAUCUGUUUGUGAUUAUUUACCAAGUGGUUUUAUUAGAAUAACAAGCAAACCGCAUUCGUAUUGCCGUUUAUGUUACCAAACACCGGAAUUCGCAUUCAGUUCUUUAUUUUUAUUUUUUUUUAACUUCGAGGUCCUGGAACACAAUAACAGAGCAAGUUACACUCAGUAAUUUACAAAACCAACGACUAAAUAAAGGCGUUACGCAGCACAUUCAAAAAUAAUAAUCAGUAAACAAAACAGAGAGGUGUUGCUGGGCUCAGCUGUUGCUUUAUAUGAUUAGUCAGCAGUUACCUACUCCCAGUUUUACAAGGGAAAUAAUACAAGCUGUGAUACAAGUUGCCAGAUUCAUAGAAUCAAUAAUUACUUUAUUUCCAUGAAUCUAGCCCUAAUAACUAAAACCCUAUAUAUGCACCCUUUCACCCUUUAAAAAAUCUGUUCACUACCUCCGAGAUACAGCUGCUAACAGCUGGAAUCUAUGGAAGAGUUUCUUUACAGGAAUGUGUUAAGAAUUUUAACAAGCCAGCACUAACAUUCCAGAAAAUAAAAAUGUAAGUCCUGGCAUUUAUGAUUGAUUGCCUUUUACAAUUUCAGUAAAUUUUUGUCCUGUUUCAUAUUAACAGUGAAUAAAUAAAAGCAACUGAUGAUUGCUUGUCAGGUAAAGUUAGCUGGGGUUGGGCCAGUUACAUCAUCCUUAGGCAUAAAUAGUCACACACUGAGAUACAAGUAUAUAUAUAGGAGACACACUUCAUCAAGUGGGUGAGUCAUUUUGACACUACAUAUACAGCAUCACUCACAUUCAGAUAGGAAGGCAUCUAAGCACAUAACCAACAAAGGUCCGACAGGGGUCUAUAGACUUGAAGAAACAUUCACAGGACACGGCUCUAGGAGAGACACUGUGAGAUGGCGGAAGGGAAAGUAACAGUGCUCACGAUCCUGCCAGAGAAAUGCAACCUCCAUAUGGAGAACUAUAAGAAACCAAACCUGCUGUACUGUUACAAUGGAGGCUAUUUCCUGCGCGUACUUCCAAAUGGGGCAGUAGAUGGCAUCAGAGACAGAAGCGACAAACACAUUCAACUGCAGGUCACUGCCGAGAAUGUAGGAGUGGUGUCCAUAAAGGGACUAGAAGCUGGGAGAUAUUUAGCAAUGAGCACAGAUGGACAGCUGUGUGGAUCGCAGACACUGACAGAUGAAUGCUUCUUUCUGGAAACGCUAGAAGAAAACCAUUACGCCACUUACAAAGCCCAGAAGUACCAAGACAGAAACUGGUAUGUGGGAAUCAAAAAGAAUGGAAGAUGCAAGUCUGGAGAAAAGACUCACAUCGGACAGAAGGCUAUUCUCUUCCUCCCUCUUUCAGCCAGCAGCGAUUAGUCAACUGGACCACUGGAACCAGGGUCCAACAGCAGCCUGAAAAUAAGUGCUGUUCCAUUAAAUACAGCGUAAUGUUUAUCCUUCAACACAAACACAUACAGAGCACUAAAAAAAUAUCAUUACUCGGACACUAUCGCUAUGGACCAAUCACAGGUAAGGGAAGAGGGACUGCUCAACAUUCUCAGAGAACAGCAGCAUGGUCUUCAAGAAGGCGAGGUGCAGGGGUGUCCUGUCGCAGGAGAUAAAACACAAUUUCAUUUAGCUGGGUCAUGGUCUGACGUUGGCUGCUUGCCAUUAAAAUUCCACAAUAAAACAAAGAAGCCUGAAACGGACUGGGUUUACGAUGGCUCAACAUUUUUUACUAUGCGUUACCAUGGAAACAUUUGCCAGAUUUGCAUUAAGUUCUUCUACACUUUACUAUGUUUUUUAUACCAUAGUAUAUCACGCUAAACUUGUAUAAUGGGGGAGCCAGGCUUGCUUACUUCCCUCUAAAGAACUUGGCUCUGUUGGAACAAUAUGUACCUGCAGUUUGUCUUUUAGCUAUAUACACAACCGUUUGAUAAAACUAGUAAGCCUGUGUCUCAGGUGUGAGUGCAUCCUUUAGGUGUGGGAUUAUACCAUUACCAUCAUCGAAUUCAAUCGGGUCAUUUUUAAUAUUGAUUACAUGUGAUGUUCAAUAAAUAUAUGUUUUGCAAUUUUAUGGUCCUGUCCUUGUUUGAAUAGAUUUGAACAGGAAGAGGGAAGGUAGGAAAGGUCUAUUUUAACCAACGUAGCAAAGGUAUAUUUUAACCGGCCACCAAGCUUAUUUUAUUAUAACAGACAUUUCUACUAAAUUACGUUUUGCUGCAGCAUGCCUGGGGCGCAUUCUUAGUGCUGUUGCUUAGCACAGCCACAAGGUGUCAGUACUGGAUCAGAAGUGAGAGUCGUUUACAUAUGGCACUCAAACACAGUAUUUGUUUUGUAAUUUCAAAAUAUAUUUUCUAAUUAAAAUUAAUAGGACCCAGGGAAGGGGGGAGUUCAAUAUAAGAGCUGAUAUUUAAAAAAAUACACUUAUACAUUAUUAAUUGCAUUGCAACCCAGUGCUCUUACCAUUAAGCUAGUGAUGAGCUCUUACUGUGCCAUACUGCAGACGAUUUCUUUUCCAGUGUCGGGCUGUAUAAUUGGCUUUCACCAAAGGAAUUCAAAAACAGCCCUGUAUCACAUGCCCGUGAGGAUUGUGCCAAAGCGUUAUGGCUGCAACACAUUACAAGACUGUAUAUACGGUAGCUGCCGUUAGUCAUUCCACAAGCAGUGUGUUGGGUUCAACAGUAUCAUCACCUGAGUUUUAAUGUUUUUUCAGGUUUCUCCAGAUCGUACACAAGGAGAACAGAAGUAAGGCCCAGUGUCAUUCAGAGAGGUUGACGUAAUUAAAAUGUUGUACUAAUUGAAUUACCAAUUGACCGAGUGUUUUCUUACCUUGGCCCGACAGUGGGUAUGGUGACUCAUACAGCAUUCCCCAGUCAAGCUGAUCUCAUGCUGAAUGUAUGGUGAUGUACAGUAAAGAGGGUCUCCCCAAAGCCAGUGCUUGUGCUGUACUCUUUUUUUCUGUCUCAACAGACCUGACUUAAAUUUGAACGGUACUUGAUAAACUGCUUUCUCUCCAAUUUGUCAAAGCUUUCUGCCAUGUGAAUCGUUCUUGUGAAAGGAAAAUAAAUGUCAGUGUUGCAAACCACAGAUUAAUCUAAGGUCUCUGGUGUCCACUUAAAUUGUCUCUCACUACUGAAGUUUUAUAGCAUGUGUUGAGAAACAAAUGUUUUUCUUUUUCACAAAAAUAUUGCAAAUAGCACCCUUUUCUAAUUUUAUUUAAAAUGUAUAUUAUUCAAUGCUGUGCACCCUGUUUACCACAGUCAUUUUCUGGUUUUCCUAAUGCUUUCCCCGUGGUUAUAUUAUGUACAUAGCAUAGUUUGCCACAAUUUUGCGUUUACUAAUGUUGAAGAUCUUUUUGUGCCAGUGCUUUGUUUAUUACACUAUAAGGCAUUAGAAAAUACUGCAAUGUGAGUUUAAAAAUGGGUAAUAAACUUGCCAA
Molecule: messenger RNA, 3570 nt
Organism: Acipenser ruthenus (sterlet)
Lineage: Eukaryota; Metazoa; Chordata; Actinopteri; Acipenseriformes; Acipenseridae
Product: fibroblast growth factor 1-like
Exons: 4
Coding region: 1038-1505 (155 amino acids)
Biological process (GO): animal organ morphogenesis; regulation of cell migration; positive regulation of gene expression
Cellular component (GO): cytoplasm
Molecular function (GO): fibroblast growth factor receptor binding; growth factor activity
Source: RefSeq, a predicted model, not a curated record